Molecule: messenger RNA, 294 nt
Organism: Oppiella nova
Lineage: Eukaryota; Metazoa; Arthropoda; Arachnida; Sarcoptiformes; Oppiidae
Source: the annotation of a GenBank genome assembly
UCCUCCAAGUCGUCGAAGGCGUCCAAUGAGAGACCGUUAGACGACGAGACACUCUUCGAGUUUCUCAAUAAUAAAGGCGAAGACAUACCAGAAGAGAGUUCAGUGUCAGCGGCGACGUCGACGGCACCGACGGUCGGCAGCAAAGGCAGCAGCGAGUCGUCAGUGCGCGCCUCGCCCUCCACUCACGAGGACUUCGAGGGUCGGAUCAAGUCGUUGACGACUGAGAUAUCGAGUCUCAACCGACGGAACAUCGAGUUGGAGACCGACUGCAAGCGGCUCCAGAAACGGGUCGCC